Pestalotiopsis fici W106-1 is the source of this 1257-nucleotide messenger RNA. RefSeq lists its product as uncharacterized. Bases 1 to 1257 code for a protein of 418 amino acids. Lineage: Eukaryota; Fungi; Ascomycota; Sordariomycetes; Amphisphaeriales; Sporocadaceae. Gene Ontology annotation, biological process: transcription elongation by RNA polymerase II; positive regulation of transcription elongation by RNA polymerase II. The transcript is spliced from 2 exons. Gene Ontology annotation, molecular function: RNA polymerase II C-terminal domain phosphoserine binding. Gene Ontology annotation, cellular component: Cdc73/Paf1 complex; nucleus. The record is from RefSeq and is a predicted model, not a curated record.
AUGUCCGACUCGGAAGACCCCGUUGACAUUGGCGGCGACGAUGUUGAUGACCUUUUCGGCGAGGGUGGCGAUGACGAUGCUCAGUCCGACAAUGAGCGCGUCGUCAGUGACGCCGACCUGGCCUCGGACAGGGACGCCAACGAGCACCGAUAUGAUGGCGACAUGGAUGUCGAUGAGCGGGAGGUCGAGGUUGAGAACAGGCUGGUCAUGAACAUUCAGUUGUACCGUCACCGAGCACCCAAGAGCAAAGAUGGAACAUUGAGAUCUCUGAGACCUCCCAACUUUCUCCGAAUCGCCGCCGAAGAGUACAAGCCCGACACAUUUGAACCCACCGAAUGGGAUCAAGAAAAUGCUCGAAGCGAUAACCCCAAGGGUGUCAUCCGAUACCAGCGCGAUCCCGAGACGGGUAGCCUCAAGAGCAAUGCGCUCGUGCACAGAUGGAACGACGGCUCAAUCACCUUGUCGGUAGGAGGCGAACACUAUGAAAUCCAAAAGAAGAUGCUCGCACCUCCCAGCGACAAACCCUACCAAGAAGUCCAGGACGCACACUACUAUGCCGCGGCUGCCCAUCUUUCUAGUAAUCUGCUGGUCACCAUGGGGCAUGUAUCGGAAUCUUACACGGUACUUCCGAACCGAAACGUCCAGGACGAUGCUGUCGCCAAGCUGGCAAGUAAGAUGCAGGAAGUCGCACGCAGCAAGUUCAAGAGCGCAGACAACAUCUUUAUUGCGACGAGAGACCCAGAGCUUCAGCGCAAGGAGGCAGAGAUGGCAGAGCGAGAGCGCAUGAAGGCUCAGCGCAGGAGGGACAAUGCCGCAGCUAGAUUGGACAACCGCGCCGGAGGCUAUCGAAGUGGAGGACUGUCUAUUGGCGAUCUCGAGGGCAGACGCGGUCUUGGUGGUUCAAGAAAGAGAGGACAACCGGGUGCCUCACGCCCCAAGAAGCGUCGUCCUGAAUAUGAUUCAGAUGAUGACCUUCCUGCUGGACGUGGCCGCAACGAGGACUAUGACCACGAAGACGACUUUAUUGCUCCCAGCGACGACGAGGGCAGCUUUGUCGAGGAGGAUGAUGAGGAAGACAUUCUCGAUGACGACGACGAGGAUGAAGAAGAGGCACCUCGCUCAAAGCGCCAAAAGACGGCCGAUGCAGAAGACGAUGCUGAUGCAGAUGGAGACUUGGACGAUGAUGCCCCGGCAGAACAAUCUCGCAGCCGUAGACGCAACAUUGUGGAUGAUGAUGACGACGACGAUGAAGAGUAA